AGCCUUCGCGCUGGUUAAGCCGUGCAUGGUGCCUUUGUGAGCACAAUUCACGGCUAAAUAACACAGAAUAUACAUAAAACAAUUGUUAUUUAGUGUUUCUAAGAUGUUAAAAUCAGUGAUAAGUGCAUGGAGGGCUGCAUUGAUGGAGAGAGUCUGUUAUCAGCCAACGCUGACACAGAAACAGGUGUUGGUUACACCAAUUUUGUCAAGAUUUUUCCACAUAACCUCGUACUUACCGAAAGAUGACAAAAGGAAUCAGAAUAGACAUAUGCCGAAGAGGGAUGAGGGUACCCACGGGGAGACUGGGGUUGAGAUCGAAAAUGUCGUGAGCAAGUCAGACAUAUUCCCCGAUGAGACUCUGCCAGACAGACUGUUCAAUGGAAUACCCUUCAAGGAAAUUCCUAUUGUCAAUGUCAAGUGCUCGAAAAAUAAUACUCUGAUUUCUUUGACUGAUCAUAAAGGACUUGUCCAUGUGUAUCACACGUGUGGGGCUGAAGGAUUCUCAGGUGCAAGACGUGCCACCAAUGUAGCUGCUCAGGCAACAGCCAUCAGCGUGAGCACUAAAGCACUGCAAAAGGGCUUCCAAACGGUGAGAGUCAGAGUAAGAGGUCUUGGCCCGGGCAGGAUGGCAUCACUCAAGGGUCUCCAAAUGGGAGGGAUGAAUAUAAUAUCGGUAACUGAUAAUACGAGGGUCACGUGGACACCGCUGAGGCCGAGAAAAGCGAGGAGAGUGUAGAAUAGAAUUUAUUAAAUAUCGAAAAAAUAGUUUAGAGGAAUAAAGAAAAUAAAAAAAAAUAUUAGCCUUAAUGAUUUUACUAUUAAUUAUUAAUGAAGCGAUUCAGGAAGAAUAUAUUCUCCUAACUGCAUAAAAUUAUGCUUUCAGCUUAGGAUAGGGUUUGGUUAGUCUUAAGACCGCACUCAUAGGUAUAACUAU
Molecule: messenger RNA, 934 nt
Organism: Diachasmimorpha longicaudata
Lineage: Eukaryota; Metazoa; Arthropoda; Insecta; Hymenoptera; Braconidae
Gene: mRpS11
Product: small ribosomal subunit protein uS11
Exons: 5
Coding region: 104-736 (210 amino acids)
Biological process (GO): mitochondrial translation
Cellular component (GO): mitochondrial small ribosomal subunit; ribosome
Molecular function (GO): structural constituent of ribosome
Source: RefSeq, a predicted model, not a curated record